Coregonus sp. 'balchen' is the source of this 16841-nucleotide messenger RNA. Lineage: Eukaryota; Metazoa; Chordata; Actinopteri; Salmoniformes; Salmonidae. The record is from the annotation of a GenBank genome assembly.
AAAGAUUACACGAAACUGUCCGUGCAAUGUAAAGACUUUGUGGUAGGACUGCUGGACCUGUGUCGUAACACAGAGGAGGUGGAGGCCAUCUUGAAUGGGGACAUUGAAGCCAGUGAAAACUAUGAGCCUCUUGGAAGACCAAACUUUAUAAGGCUAAAGCACGCAAUAAAAUAUGAACUGAAGGAGGUAAGGGUAAUUGGAAUCAGCAGAAAUACUAUUGGUGUUGUUAUGGUUCAACAAAUGUCUGGAUGAGCAAUGAUGCUUUUCACCGUCACGAUUGGACACAGAAAAGGCAAUCAUUGCCAAGUUAAGCUUUUGUAUCAAAGUCAUAUGAAGUUUUACUUUUAAUACGUUAUUGAGACACACACACUUUCAUCCCUCCAGAAUCUCUACUGAUCUCUCUCUUCUCAUCUCUCCAUCCUAGUUCAUAGCCCAUCCAAACUGUCAGCAGCAGCUCAUGUCUAUCUGGUACCAGAAUCUGUCUGGACUGAGACAGCAGACCAACGCUGCCAAGUUUCUGGUAGUUCUGGGUGUAGCCGUUGGACUGCCUGUCAUGGCUCUGCUCUACUGGGUAGCACCAUCUAGCAAGGUCAGCUCACACUGCUUAUACCUGUAGUUGUAGCGGAAGUGAUUUGGAAUCAUGCUUUCAUAAUGAGGUGCAGCCCUAGAGACUUGUAUGCCCCAAUGUUGCCCUCUGACCUUAAAGGCUGUCCUCCUGGUGUCUGGGAUUCCCAGCGGUUCCAUAGGGGUACUAUUCAUCUACCUUAAGGCUGUCCUCCUGGUCUCUGGGGUUCCAUAGGGGUACUAUUCAUCUACCUUAAGGCUGUCCUCCUGGUCUCUGGGGUUCCAUAGGGGUACUAUUCAUCUACCUUAAGGCUGUCCUCCUGGUCUCUGGGGUUCCAUAGGGGUACUAUUCAUCUACCUUAAGGCUAUCCUCCUGGUCUCUGGGGUUCCAUUGGGGUACUAUUCAUCUACCUUAAGGCUGUCCUCCUGGUCUCUGGGGUUCCAUAGGGGUACUAUUCAUCUACCUUAAGGCUGUCCUCCUGGUCUCUGGGGUUCCAUUGGGGGUACUAUUCAUCUACCUUAAGGCUGUCCUCCUGGUCUCUGGGGUUCCAUUGGGGUACUAUUCAUCUACCUUAAGGCUGUCCUCCUGGUCUCUGGGGUUCCAUUGGGGUACUAUUCAUCUACCUUAAGGCUGUCCUCCUGGUCUCUGGGGUUCCAUGGGGUACUAUUCAUCUACCUUAAGGCUGUCCUCCUGGUCUCUGGGGUUCCAUAGGGGUACUAUUCAUCCUACCUUAAGGCUGUCCUCCUGGUCUCUGGGAUCCAUGGGGUACUAUUCAUCUACCUUAAGGCUGUCCUCCUGGUCUCUGGGGUUCCAUUGGGGUACUAUUCAUCUACCUUAAGGCUGUCCUCCUGGUCUCUGGGGUCCAUUGGGGUACUAUUCAUCUACCUUAAGGCUGUCCUCCUGGUCUCUGGGGUUCCAUUGGGGUACUAUUCAUCUACCUUAAGGCUGUCCUCCUGGUCUCUGGGGUUCCAUAUGGGGUACUAUUCAUCUACCUUAAGGCUGUCCUCCUGGUCUCUGGGGUUCCAUAGGGGUACUAUUCAUCUACCUUAAGGCUGUCCUCCUGGUCUCUGGGGUUCCAUUGGGGUACUAUUCAUCUACCUUAAGGCUGUCCUCCUGGUCUCUGGGGUUCCAUUGGGGUACUAUUCAUCUACCUUAAGGCUGUCCUCCUGGUCUAUGGGGUUCCAUAGGGGUACUAUUCAUCUACCUUAAGGCUGUCCUCCUGGUCUCUGGGGUUACAUUGGGGUACUAUUCAUCUACCUUAAGGCUGUCCUCCUGGUCUCUGGGGUUCCAUAGGGGUACUAUUCAUCUACCUUAAGGCUGUCCUCCUGGUCUCUGGGGUUCCAUAGGGGUACUAUUCAUCUACCUUAAGGCUGUCCUCCUGGUCUCUGGGAAUCCAUUGGGGUACUAUUCAUCUACCUUAAGGCUGUCCUCCUGGUCUCUGGGGUUCCAUUGGGGUACUAUUCAUCUACCUUAAGGCUGUCCUCCUGGUCUCUGGGGUUCCAUUGGGGUACUAUUCAUCUACCUUAAGGCUGUCCUCCUGGUCUCUGGGGUUCCAUUGGGGUACUAUUCAUCUACCUUAAGGCUGUCCUCCUGGUCUCUGGGGUUCCAUUGGGGUACUAUUCAUCUACCUUAAGGCUGUCCUCCUGGUCUCUGGGGUUCCAUAGGGGUACUAUUUAUCUACCUUAAGGCUGUCCUCCUGGUCUCUGGGGUUCCACAGGGGUACUAUUUAUCUACCUUAAGGCUGUCCUCCUGGUCUCUGGGGAUCCAUUGGGGUACUAUUCAUCUACCUUCUUUCUUCUUCUCAGCUGGGGAAGAUAAUGCGUGGUCCCUUCCUGAAGUUUGUGGCCCAUGCAGCUUCCUUCACCAUCUUCCUGGGCCUGCUGGUGAUGAAUGCAGCGGACCGCUUCCAGGGUACCACCCUGCUCCCUAACAUGACCGUACAGGACCACCCCUCUCAGCUGUUCAGGAUGAAGACCACCCCCUUCACCUGGAUGGAGAUACUCAUCAUAUCCUGGGUCAUAGGUCAUAUACAAACUGUACAUACUAUGUUAAUAUUAUGUAUUAUAAUAAAUAUGAUUGUGUAUUUUCUGUAGUACAUACAUAACAUACACAUGCGAGCGAGCGCACACACACACACACGGACACACAGACACGGACACACACACGGACACACAGACACGGACACGGACACACACACACACACACACGGACACACAGACACGGACACGGACACGGACACACACACACGGACACACAGACACGGACACACACACAAGCAUGCACGCACACACACAUGCUCGCAGAUACACUGAGUGUACAAAACAUUUCCAUGACAGACUGACCAGGUGAAUCCAGGUGAAAGCUAUGAUCCCUUAUUGAUGUCACUUGUUAAAUCCACUUCAAUCAGUGUAGUUGAAGGGGAGGAGACAGGUUAAAUAAUUAUUUUUAAGCCUUGAGACAAUUGAGACAUGGAUUGUGUAUGUGUGCCAUUCAGAGGGUGAAUGGGCAAGACAAAAUAUUUAAGUGCCUUUGAACGGGGUAUGGUAGUAGGUGCCAGGCGCACCGGUUUGUGUCAAGAACUGCAACGCUGCUGGGUUUUUCAUGCUCAACAGUUUCCUGUGUGUAUCAAGAAUGGUCCACCACCCAAAGGGCAUCCAGCCAACUUGACACAACUGUGGGAAGCAUUGGAGUCAACAUGGGCCAGCAUCCCUGUGGAACGCUUUUCGACACCUUGUAAAGUCAAUGCCCUGACAAAUUGAGGCUGUUCUGAGGGCAAAAAUGUAACCAAUCAGAUUGCGUUGCUAGCACUAACCCUUUAAUACCAUUGAAUUUAACAGUUAGCAAAUGGUUCAACUCGAUAAAAAUUAUAGUAAUCUGCGUGUAUCAAAGUAGAUCAAAGGCCAUUUUUAAAGCUUUCCCCCAAGCUGCACAUAUAACAAAUCCUAGAGCCAUUCUCAGAUCGUGGUAUUGAAGGUUACUUGAUGAAACUGUCAAGGUCUGUCUGCCUCUGUGUGUCUUAAGGGCUAGGAACAGCAGAGCCAUUUAUGCUUUCAUCUGACAACGCAAAGUAAAGUGGUCUGACUUGUACUGUUGUCAAAUCAAGGAUCUGUUGUCAAAUCAUUUUCUAAUCCCUCUCCAUGGUUGUUUUCCUACUGUAAAUCAAAGUACAGUACAUGUCAUUGAGGACGAUGUUGUUGAAAUAGGGAAAACAUUAUUAGGAUAGGCAAUGUUAGUCACAAGUGGACCAUUAUUUAAGCAAUAAUGCCGGAACUCCCUACAAGGGCUGCCAGAGUCGAAGCCAAGGCCCGGGAUACAGCCUUUGGAGGGAGGUUGUCACAAGAUCAUUCCCAGGUUCGAGGGCAUUAUUGCUUUUAGAAAACGGUUGCCAACAUAUUUAUAAAAAAUAUGAAUGACAUGUUAUAAUUAAAAACAUAAUUUUAACGAGUAAAUUCGUUUUUGCAUUUUGAAGUUGCUACCCUAGCGGGCUGGUCGUUAGUUAUUUUCUCGUGUUUUGACCCAGUCGUUAAUUCGAAUCAUUCUAUUCAUUCGACGUUGCUACUGUAUGCUAAACAAAUCAUUGGCAUGUACCUAGCUAGCAGAGAUUCAAUGAUGAUGACAGACAAUAACUUCAAUAAAUAAUGAUUUAAUAACUAUCCAAUAGGCCGCAGUAAGUAGGUGUGCUGAUGGCACUGCACUGGGCUUUACUAGUAUUAGCAGAUCAAUAUAGAUUUUUUUUCUGAAUCUCUGCUUUGGUAUAAAAGUAGUUGUAUAAUUAAGAACAGUAUCUUGCAGGAUUCAAUAGUUGGAUCUGUAAGAGUUGUUUGCCCUGUCCCUUUCUGUAAGAGUUGUUGUCCUGUCCCUUUCUGUAAGAGUUGUUGUCCUGUCCCUUUCUGUAAGAGUUGUUGGCCUGUCCCUUUCUGUAAGAGUUGUUUGCCCUGUCCCUUUCUGUAAGAGUUGUUUGCCCUGUCCCUUUCUGUAAGAGUUGUUGCCCUGUCCCUUUCUGUAAGAGUUGUUGUCCUGUCCCUUUCUGUAAGAGUUGUUGGCCUGUCCCUUUCUGUAAGAGUUGUUGGCCUGUCCCUUUCUGUAAGAGUUGUUUGCCCUGUCCCUUUCUGUAAGAGUUGUUGCCCUGUCCCUUUCUGUAAGAGUUGUUGUCCUGUCCCUUUCUGUAAGAGUUGUUGGCCUGUCCCUUUCUGUAAGAGUUGUUUGCCCUGUCCCUUUCUGUAAGAGUUGUUGACCUGUCCCUUUCUGGAAGAGUUGUUGCCCUGUCCCUUUCUGUAAGAGUUGUUGUCCUGUCCCUUUCUGUAAGAGUUGUUGCCCUGUCCCUUUCUGUAAGAGUUGUUGCCUUGUCCCUUUCGCUGUGAUUGUCAUUCUAAUGGAAUCCAGAAAUAACAAAAUCCUUUCCUCAAACAUUUACAUCAAAAGGUGCAAAGUUAUGGGCAAAGACACAAAACAUCCACAUCAAAUUAAAUAUUUUUCUUGAUCAAAUUACAUGGAAAACUACCACUUUUUGUGUAGUAUUAAUUUACCAUCCUUACAAACCACUUAAUAUAAAUGUACAUUACUGUAUUGUACAAAGGCUGGUCAUUUAGAAUUGGUACCUGUAGACUUUCCAUCACCAUGAAGAAGAAACAAUGCACAAUACAGUAAUUGAGUACAUUGAGACAUUAAGUGGUUUGUGAUGAUGUGAUAUGAAGAUGUGGCUCAGUUGGUUUGCACUCACAGUUGGAUAAGAGCAUCUACUAAAAGGAAUGAAUAGGCCAUUUCAGUUAACACGUAGAAAUAAGUUGCAUUUGCAAAGUAUUUCAAAAAACUGGAAAACAUAUAUCAAGCAAGUAUUUGUAUAUUCCACAAGUAUUAUCAGAUUCAAGUUACAAUUGUUGGUAAACACUCAAAUACAAAUACAUUAUUUUUUUUUUAUAUCACAAAGGUAGUGCAUGAUACGUUGUCCUCUGUAGCUCAGCUGGUAGAGCACGGCGCUUGUAACGUCAGGGUAGUGGGUUCGAUCCCCGGGACCACCCAUACGUAAAAAUGUAUGCGCACAUGACUGUAAGUUGCUUUGGAUAAAAGUGUCUGCUAAAUGGCUUAUUAUUAUUACAGUGGGGAAAAAAAGUAUUUAGUCAGCCACCAAUUGUGCAAGUUCUCCCACUUAAAAAGAUGAGAGAGGCCUGUAAUUUUCAUCAUAGGUACAUGUCAACUAUGACAGACAAAAUUAGAAAAGAAAUCCAGAAAAUCACAUUGUAGGAUUUUUAAUGAAUUUAUUUGCAAAUUAUGGUGGAAAAUAAGUAUUUGGUCACCUACAAACAAGCAAGAUUUCUGGCUCUCACAGACCUGUAACUUCUUCUUUAAGAGGCUCCUCUGUCCUCCACUCGUUACCUGUAUUAAUGGCACCUGUUUGAACUUGUUAUCAGUAUGAAAGACACCUGUCCACAACCUCAAACAGUCACACUCCAAACUCCACUAUGGCCAAGACCAAAGAGCUGUCAAAGGACACCAGAAACAAAAUUAUAGACCUGCACCAGGCUGGGAAGACUGAAUCUGCAAUAGGUAAGCAGCUUGGUUUGAAGAAAUCAACUGUGGGAGCAAUUAUUAGGAAAUGGAAGACAUACAAGACCACUGAUAAUCUCCCUCGAUCUGGGGCUCCACUCAAGAUCUCACCCCGUGGGGUCAAAAUGAUCACAAGAACGGUGAGCAAAAAUCCCAGAACCACACGGGUGGACCUAGUGAAUGACCAGCAGAGAGCUGGGACCAAAGUAACAAAGCCUACCAUCAGUAACACACUACGCCGCCAGGGACUCAAAUCCUGCAGUGCGAGACGUGUCCCCCUGCUUAAGCCAGUACAUGUCCAGGCCCGUCUGAAGUUUGCUUGAGUGCAUUUGGAUGAUCCAGAAGAGGAUUGGGAGAAUGUCAUAUGGUCAGAUGAAACCAAAAUAUAACUUUUUGGUAAAAACUCAACUCGUCGUGUUUGGAGGACAAAGAAUGCUGAGUUGCAUCCAAAGAACACCAUACCUACUGUGAAGCAUGGGGGUGGAAACAUCAUGCUUUGGGGCUGUUUUUCUGCAAAGGGACCAGGACGACUGAUCCGUGUAAAGGAAAGAAUGAAUGGGGCCAUGUAUCGUGAGAUUUUGAGUGAAAACCUCCUUCCAUCAGCAAGGGCAUUGAAGAUGAAACGUGGCUGGGUCUUUCAGCAUGACAAUGAUCCCAAACACACCGCCCGGGCAACGAAGGAGUGGCUUCGUAAGAAGCAUUUCAAGGUCCUGGAGUGGCCUAGCCAGUCUCCAGAUCUCAACCCCAUAGAAAAUCUUUGGAGGGAGUUGAAAGUCUGUGUUGCCCAGCGACAGCCCCAAAACAUCACUGCUCUAGAGGAGAUCUGCAUGGAGGAAUGGGCCAAAAUACCAGCAACAGUGUGUGAAAACCUUGUGAAGACUUACAGAAAACGUUUGACCUGUGUCAUUGCCAACAAAGGGUAUAUAACAAAGUAUUGAGAAACUUUAGUUAUUGACCAAAUACUUAUUUUCCACCAUAAUUUGCAAAUAAAAUCAUAAAAAUUCCUACAAUGUGAUUUUCUGGAGAAAAAAAAUCUAAUUUUGUCUGUCAUAGUUGACGUGUACCUAUGAUGAAAGUUACAGGCCUCUCUCAUCUUUUUAAGUGGGAGAACUUGCACAAUUGGUGGCUGACUAAAUACUUUUUUCCCCCACUGUAUACGUUGUUGCAGACAGGUAGGUCUAUACAACCCCCAACUUAUGCAAAUAAAAUAGUAGCAUGGAAAAAUAAUGUGGAGAUGCUUUUUUUCCCGAGGGAGAUUAAGUUUAUGAUUUUCCUGCCUUGGCUGCUGGAUAGUGGAAUUAUGAGACAUAACUUCUGCAUAUCAACCAAUCAGCAUCCAGAAUGCAAAAAACCUGUUUUAUAAAAAUUAUUAUGUGGACAAUUCUACAAACUUGUCUAUUUUUUCCCCCAUAUAAAAGUAAUAUCAUUAUUCCCAAUAGCCAUACGGUAGCAUCUAUAGCAGGGAUAUUCAACUCUCACCCUACCAGGUCCGGACUACUGUUGGUUUCCUGUUAAACUCUCACCCUACCAGGUCUGGACUACUGUUGGUUUCCUGUUAAACUCUCACCCUACCAGGUCUGGACUACUGUUGGUUUCCUGUUAAACUCUCACCCUACCAGGUCUGGACUACUGUUGGUUUCCUGUUAAACUCUCACCCUACCAGGUCUGGACUACUGUUGGUUUCCUGUUAAACUCUCACCCUACCAGGUCUGGACUACUGUUGGUUUCCUGUUAACCUCUCACCCUACCAGGUCUGGACUACUGUUGGUUUCCUGUUAACCUCUCACCCUACCAGGUCCGGACUACUGCUGGUUUUCUCUUCUACCUGAUCAUUAAUUGCACUCACCUGGGACAUAAAGUAGAAGAGAACAGGGGAACUGGCUUUGUGGUCCAGAUUUGAAUUUCAGGGCUCUAUAUUAACCUGCCUGUUCCCUGUCAUUAGUAUAUACCAGCCUGACUGUUCACUGUCAUCAGUCUAUACCAGCCUGACUGUUCCCUGUCAUCAGUCUAUCCCAACCAGCCUGACUGUUCCCUGUCAUCAAUUUGAUGUGUCUUGUCUACAUCCCAUCAUAGUGGAGGAAGGGAGAUUCCCACACUGUCGUACUGAAAUAGCCCUGUAGCAGAGGAGGGUCACAGAGGUCAAAGACAGAACACAGAGGGGCCGCAAUACUGUAAUCACUCUAACAUAUGUGACACCAAGAAAUUCUUACACAGACUUUGAUUAGUACAAGGUGAAUAGUUAUUUAACUAAUAAACGAUGUCUACUUCGAUGGGGUCUAGGCAAAGAUUACUUUUAAGUUUGACAAAAGCAUUUAAAGCCAUGUCUCUGUCACGUUCUACGACAGACAAGCAAUGACAUCACGUAUGAUGUGGGGGGGGGGGGGGGCAGAAUAGAACGUGGAUUGAUACCAAAUGUACGCUACACAUACUGGCAGACAUCAACUAUGUCUGUCUAUGUCGAUGGGAUCUGGGAAAGGUGACACGUUUAAUUGAAUGUAAAGCAUUCAUGUGAUAGUCAAGUCUCUCUAACAUAUGAUUACAUACUCAGGGCCAUCACACCUGAGAUAGCUGUACUGUUGGCCAGUACCUCUCAAUACUAGGCCUAUCCACAGGGCUACUUACUGUAUAAGAACAUAGGCUUUCUGAUCAAAAGCACAUGAGGUACUCCGGGCAGAGUGAAAUGUGAUUGGGGGUACAGUAAAAUAAUAAAUAAAAGGUUGAAGACCAUUAAUGAGUCCUUUCCAUCAUAGCCUGCUCUGUUCUGGGCAGUCUACACUUCUCUUCUGUCCAGCUCAUUCCAACACAUGCUGCUGUUCUUCAGAGUCUUACGUUUUAUGACAGCAAUUACAUUUAAUUUGGGGGGCAAAGUUAAUACAAUAUACUGGGACCACAUUAGUCUGUUUUUAUAUACUGGGACCACAUUAGUCUGUUUUUAUAUACUGGGACCACAUUAGUCUGUUUUUAUAUACUGGGACCACAUUAGUCUGUUUUUAUAUACUGGGACCACAUUAGUCUGUUUUUAUAUACUGGGACCACAUUAGUCUGUUCUUAUAUACUGGGACCACAUUAGUCUGUGUUUAUAUACUGGGACCACAUUAGUCUGUUUUUAUAUACUGGGACCACAUUAGUCUGUGUUUAUAUACUGGGACCACAUUAGUCUGUUUUUAUAUACUGGGACCACAUUAGUCUGUGUUUAUAUACUGGGACCACAUUAGUCUGUUUUUAUAUACUGGGACCACAUUAGUCUGUGUUUAUAUACUGGGACCACAUUAGUCUGUUUUUAUAUACUGGGACCACAUUAGUCUGUUCUUAUAUACUGGGACCACAUUAGUCUGUUUUUAUAUACUGGGACCACAUUAGUCUGUUUUUAUAUACUGGGACCACAUUAGUCUGUUUUUAUAUACUGGGACCACAUUAGUCUGUGUUUAUAUACUGGGACCACAUUAGUCUGUGUUUAUAUCCUGGGACUAUUUUGACCAGAUCACUACUGGAGAGUGAGAGCCCUAUACAUAGGGUGCCAUUUGUGACGCAGAUAUACGUCAUUCUGACAUGUUGUUGUUUUUCCCUCUCUUCUUCCAGGGAUGGUCUGGGCUGAGUGUAAGCAGCUGUGGUCCAAGGGAGCUCGGGAAUAUCUGUUGGAGACAUGGAAUCUUCUAGACUUUGGAAUGCUGGGCCUUUUCGUGACGUCCUUCAUCACUAGAUUAAUGGCGUUCUGGCAUGCGUAUGCAGCACAGAGCUACGUCGACAAGCACUAUACCGACCUGUCCAACAUUACCCUGUCCCCAGAGAUAGAGUACUACAGACUGGGUAGGUGAAGACAGAAACCUGUCCAACAUUACCCUGUCCCCGGAGAUAGAGUACUACAGACUGGGUAGGUGAAGACAGAAACCUGUCCAACAUUACCCUGUACCCAGAGAUAUAGUACUACUGACUGGGUGAGCGCAGACAGAACAUUUACUUUUAAAUAAUUCAUUUAAAUACAAAAAACUCUGCUAGGGAGGCUGGUCAAGGUUGCAUUAUAUCAGUAACAUUUCACAGCCUGGUCCCAGAUCUGUUGGUGCUCUUGCCAACUCCAUUGCUCAUUGUCAAGCCAAAUGGAAACAUACCGGCACCCAAGCUAGAAAUCUCACUGUGCAUGUUAUUCACGACAGUAGAAUAAAUAUUAAAGUCAAAUGAAAAAUGAACCUUUGCCCCAGACAAAAUAUUGACAUCCAGGUAUGUUUAUGAGGUGCUGGAGUUCUCGGUCACUUCAUCACAAAUCUAAAAACUGCUGCACAUGCUCCCUUUGCAUAGACCCAAUCGAAGUAGACAUGUAUUUAUAUAUAUAUUUAUAUGUUAAAUAACUAUUCACCUUGUACUAAUCAACGUCCGUGUGGUCAUUUCUUGGAGUCACAUACACUACUGGUCAAAAGUUUUAGAACACCUACUCAUUCAAGGGGUUUUUCUUUAUUUUUAGAAUAAUAGUGAAGACAUCUAAACUAUGAAACAACACAUAUGGAAUCAUGUAGUAACCCAAAAAGUGUUAAACAAAUCAAAAUAUAUUUUAUAUUUGAGAUUCUUCAAAUUGCCACCCUUUGCCUUGAUGACAGCUUUGCACACUCUUGGCAUUCUCUCAACCAGCUUGACCUGGAAUGCUUUUCCAACAGUCUUGAAGGAGUUCCCACAAAUGCUGAGCACUUGUUGGCUGCUUUUCCUUCACUCUGCGGUCCAACUCAUCCCAAACCAUCUCAAUUUGGAUGAGGUCGGGGGAUUGUGGAGGCCAGGUCAUCUGAUGCAGCACUCCAUCACUCUCCUUCUUGGUCAAAUAGCCCUUACACAGCCUGGAUGUGUGUUGGGUCAUUGUCCUGUUGAAAAACAAAUGAUAGUCCCACUAAGCCCAAACCAGAUGCGAUGGCGUUUCGCUGCAGAAUGCUGUGGUAGCCAUGCUGGUUAAGUGUGCCUUAAAUUCUAAAUAAAUCACAGACAGUGUCACCAGCAAAGCACCGCCACACCAUAACACCUCCUCCUCCAUGCUUUACGGUGGGAACUACACAUGCGGAGAUCAUCCGUUCACCCACACCGCAUCUCACAAAGACACGGCGGUUAGAACCAAAUAUCUCCAAUUUGGACAAAUUUCCACCGGUCUAAUGUCCAUUGCUCGUGUUUAUUGGCCCAAGCAGGUCUCUUCUUCUUAUUGGUGUCCUUUAGUAGUGGUUUCUUUGCCGCAAUUUGACCAUGAAGGCCUUUUCACACAGUACCUCUAAACAGUUGAUGUUGAGAUGUGUCUGUGACUUGAACUCUGUGAAGCAUUUAUUUUGGUUGCAAUUUCUGAGGCUGGUAACUCUAAUGAACUUAUCCUCUGCAGCAGAGGUAACACUGGGUCUUCCAUUCCUGUAGCAGUCCUCAUGAGAGCCAGUUUCAUCAUAUCGCUUGAUGGUUUUUGCGACUGCACUUGAAGAAAGUUUCAAAAGUUCUUGACAUUUUCCGGAUUGACUGACCUCCUGUCUUAAAGUAAUGAUGGACUGUCGUUUCUCUUUGCUUAUUUGAGCUGUUCUUGCCAUAAUAUGGUAUUUUACCAUAUAGGGCUAUCUUCCGUAUACCCCCACUACCUUGUCACAACACAACUGAUUGGCUCAAAUGCAUUAAGAAGGAAAGAAAUUCCACAAAUUAACUUUUAAGAAGGCACACCUGUUCAUUGAAAUGCAUUCCAGGUGACUACCUCAUGAAGCUGGUUGAGAGAAUGCCAAGAGUGUGUAAAGCUGUCAUCAAGGCAAAGGGUGGAUAUUUGAAUUAUCUUUUUUGGUUACUACAUGAUUCCUUAUGUGUUAUUUUAUAGUUUUGAUGUCUUCACUAUUAUUCUACAAUGUAGAAAAUAGUAAAAAUAUAGAAAAACCCUUGAAUGAGUAGGUGUUCUAAAACUUUUGACCGGUAGUGUAUGUUAGAGUGAUUACAGUAUUGCGGCCCCUCUAUGAUUUGACCUCUGUGACCUUCCUCUGCUACAGGGCUAUUUCAGUACGACAGUGUGGGAACCUCCCUCCCUCCACUAUGAUGGGAUGUAGACAAGCCCAAAUCAGAGCAAUGAGGAGGCAUAGAAGGACCAUGAAGAAUGAAGAGCCAAUAGAAGCAAAGAAGGGACAAUAGAAGAACAAUAGAAGGAAAACAUAGAAGAGGCAAUAGAUGAGCAUAGAAGGAGCAAUGAAGGUAAUUAGGGAGACAAUAGAAGUGGCAAUCGAAGGAGACAAUAGAAGAACAAUAAAUGAGGCAAUAGAAGGAUAAUAGAAGGAAACAUAGAAGGAGGCAAUAGAAUAGGCAAUAGAGCCUAAAUGAGGCAAUAGAAGGAGACAAUAGAAGAGCAAUAGAGAGACAAUAGAAUGAGCAAUAGAAUGAGGCUAGAGGGACAAUAGAAGGAGACAUAGAAGGAGCAAUAAAUUAGGCAAUAGAGGAUGCAAUAGAAUGAUGCAAUAAAGGAGACAAUAGAAGAGCAAUAAGGACAAUAGAAGGAAACAAUAGAAGGACAAUAUAAGGAUACAUAGAAGGAAACAACCAGAAUAGGAGACAAUAUGAAGGAGACAAUAGAGGAGGCAAACCGAAGGAGGCAAUAGGAAGGAGACAAUAGAAGGAGGCAAUAGAAUGGAGUCCAAUAGAAGGAGACAAUAGAGGAGAACAGAAUGAGCAAUUUAGAAGGAGAAAGAAGGAUACAAUAGCAAGGAGGCAAUAGAAUGAGGCAAUAGAAGGAGGACAAUAGAACGGAGACAACUAGAAGGAGACAAAUAGAAUGGAGACAACGAGACGAGAGACAAUAGAUGAGGCAAUAGAAGGAUACAAUAGAAGGAACCAAUAGAAGGAGGACAAUAGAAUGAGGCAAUAGAAUGAGGCAUUAUUUCUAAAAGAGUAAAUUUUGUUUCUUUGGUUUUCUGUUUUGUUUAUUCAUUUGACCAGGAACCAUGUACAGUCGUGGGUCAAAACGUUUUGAGACUGACACAAGUAUUUGGUCUUCACAAAGUUUGCGCUAUCAGGUGGUUAUUGAGAUAUUUUGUCAGAUGUUACUAUGGUAUUACUGAAGUAUAAAUACAAGCAUUCCAUAAGUGUCAAAGGCUUUUAUUGACAAUUACAUUAAGUUUAUGCAAAGAGUCAAUAUUUGCAGUGUUGACCCUUCUUUUUCAAGACCUCUGCAAUCCGCCCUGGCAUGCUGUCAAUUAACUUCUGGGCCACAUCCUGACUGAUGGCAGCCCAUUCUUGCAUAAUCAAUGCUUGGAGUUUGUCAGAAUUAGUGGGUUUUUGUUUGUCCACCCGCCUCUUGAGGAUCGACCACAAGUUCUCAAUGGGAUUAAGGUCUGGGGAGUUUCCUGGCCAUGGACCCAAAAUGUUGAUGUUUUGUUCCCCGAGCCACUUAGUUAUCACUUGUGCCUUAUGGCAAGGUGCUCCAUCAUGCUGGAAAAGGCAUUGGUCGUCACCAAACUGUUCUUGGAUGGUUGGGAGAAGUUUCUCUCGGAGGAUGUGUUGGUACCAUUCUUUAUUCAUGGCUAUGUUCUUAGGCAAAAUUGUGAGUGAGCCCACUCCCUUGGCUGAGAAGCAACCCCACACAUGAAUGGUCUCAGGAUGCUUUACUGUUGGCAUGACACAGGACUGAUGGUAGCGCUCACCUUGUCUUCUCCGGACAAGCUUUUUUCCGGAUGCCACAAACAAUCAGAAAGGGGAUUCAUAAGAGAAAAUGACUUUACCCCAGUCCUCAGCAGUCCAAUCCCUGUACCUUUUGCAGAAAAUCAGUCUGUCCCUGAUUUUCCUGGAGAGAAGUGGCUUCCUCGCUGCCCUUCUUGACACCAGGCCAUCCUCCAAAAGUCUUCGCCUCACUGUGCGUGCAGAUGCACUCACACCUGCCUGCUGCCAUUCCUGAGCAUGCUCUGCACUGGUGGUUCCCCGAUUCCGCAGCUGAAUCAACUUUAGGAGACGGUCCUGACGGUCCUUGCUGGACUUUCUUGGCGCCUUGAAGCCUUCUUCACAACAAUUGAACCUCUCUCCUUGAAGUUCUUGAUGAUCCGAUAAAUGGUUGAUUUAGGUGCAAUCUUACUAGCAGCAAUAUCCUUGCCUGUGAAGCCCUUUUUGUGCAAAGCAAUGAUGACGGCACGUGUUUCCUUGCAGGUAACCAUGGUUAACAGAGGAAGAACAAUGAUUUCAAGCACUACCCUCCUUUUAAAGCUUCCAGUCUGUUAUUCUAACUCAAUCAGCAUGACAGAGUGAUCUCCAGCCUUGUCCUCGUCAACACUCUCACCUGUGUUAACGAGAGAAUCACUGACAUGAUGUCAGCUAGUCGUUUUGUGACAGAGCUGAAAUGCAAUGGAAAUGUUUUUGAGGGAUUAAGUUCAUUUUCAUGGCAAAGAGGGACUUUGCAAUUAAUUGCAAUUCAUCUGAUCACUCUUCAUAUCAUUCUGGAGUAUAUGCAAAUUGCCAUCAUAAAAACUGAGGCAGCAGACUUUGUGAAAAUUUAUAUUUGUGUCAUUCUCAAAACUUUUGACCACGAUUGCAGAAAAGACACAUCAAACUGAGAUUGAGCAACACUUCUCAUAAUAAUAAUAUGCCAUUUAGCAGACAUUUUCAUCCAAAGCGAUUUACAGUCAUGCGUGCAUACAUUUUUAGGUAUGGGUGGUCCCGUGGAUCGAACCCACUACCCUGGCGUUACAAGCACCAUGCUCUACCAAUUGAGCUACAGAGGACCAGAUCUCCAUGGAGAAAGUUUGCAAUGAUACUGCCUGAUCCAUGUGGCGGCCCUCUCUCUCUCUCUUUUCUCUCUCUCUCUCUCUCUCUCUCCUCUCUCGAUCUCUUCUUCUCUCUCUAUCUAUCUCUCUCUCUCUCGCUCUCUAUCUCUCUAUCUCUCUCUCCUAUCUCUAGUCUCUAUCUUGUGUCAUCUAUAAUCUCUCCUCUCUGUUCUCUCUCGUUUUAUAUUCUCUGCCUCUCUCUGCUCCCUCUCUCUCUCUCCUCUCUGUCUCUCUUCUCUCUCUCUGCUUUCUCUCUUGCUCUCUCUCUCUCUCUCCUAUCUCCUCUCGCUCCGUCCUCUCUAUCUGUCUCUCUCUCUCUCGCUUUCUCCCUCUCUCUCUGCUCUCUGUCUCUCUCCCCUUCUCAAUUCAAUUCAAUUCAAUUCAAUUCAAUUCAAUUCAAUUUAAGGGCUUUAUUGGCAUGGGAAACGUAUGUUAACGUUGCCAAAGCAAGUGAAGUAGAUAAUAAACAAAAGUGAAAUAAACAAUAAAUAUUAACAGUAAACAUUACACUCAGAAGUUUCAAAAGAAUAAAGACAUUUCAAAUGUCAUAUUAUGUUAUAUACAGUGUUGUAACAAUGUGCAAAUAGUUAAGUACAAAUGGGAAAAUAAUCAACAUAAAUAUGGGUUGUAUUUACAAUGGUGUUUGUUCUUCACUGGUUGCCCUUUUCUUGUGGCAACAGGUCUCAAAUCUUCCUGCUGUGAUGGCACACUGGUAGUAGAUAAGUAGAUAAGGGAGUUUAUCAACAUUGGGUUUGUUUUUUGAAUUCUUUGUGGAUCGCUGUAAUCUGAGGGAAAUAUGUGUCUCUAAUAUGGUCAUACAUUUGGCAGGAGGUUAGGAAGUGCAGCUCAGUUUCUACCUCAUUUUGUGGGCAGUGUGCACAUAGCCUGUCUUUUCUUGACAGCCAGAUCUGCCUACGGCGGCCUUUCUCAAUAGCAAGGCUAUGCUCACUGAGUCUGUACAUAGUCAAAGCUUUCCUUAAAUUAGUCAUCACAGUGGUCAGGUAUUCUGCCACUGUGUACUCUCUGUUUAGGGCCAAAUAGCAUUCUAGUUGCCCUGUUAUUUGUCAAUUCUUCCAACGUGCCAAGUCUUUCUGUUUCUCAUGAUUUGGUUGGGUCUAAUUGUGUUGCUGUCCUGGGGCUCUUGGGGUCUGUUGUGUUUGUGAACAGAGCCCAGGACCAGCUUGCUUAGGGGACUCUUCUCAAGUUCAUCUUCUGUAGGUGAUGGCUUUGUUAUGGAAGGUUUGGGAAUCGCUCCUUUUAGGUGGUUGUAGAAUUUAACGUUCUCUUUCUGGAUUUGAUCUAGCGGGUUUCGGCCUAAUUCUGCUCUGCAGCAUAUUGAUGUUUUACGUUGUACACAGAGGAUAUUUUUGCAGAAUUGCAUGCAGAGUCUCAAUUUGGUUGUUGUCCAUUUGUGAAUCUUGGUUGGUGAGCGGACCCAGACCUCACAAUCAUAAAGGGCAAUGGGUUCUAUAAGAUUCAAGAUUUUUAGCAGAUUCCUAAUGGUUGUCUAAUUUUAUGUUCCUUAGUCGUAGAAGGCCACCUUCUUGCAUUGUCUUCAGAUCGUUCACAUCUUUGUGCGUGUGUACUAUCCGGUUACUGUAAUCAUCUCUCUCUCUCUUUCUCUCUCUCUCUCUCUCAUUUCUCUCUCUCUCCUCUCUCUCUCUCUCUCUUUUCCCCUCUCCCUUUUUCUCCUCUCUUUUCUCUCUCUCCUCUCUCUCUCUCUCCCCUCUCUUUCUCUCUCUCUCUCUCAGCCCGUAAUAACUGGGUUUCCCUCGGGACCCCCAGAUAAUUCAGAGGGUUUUUAUUCCAUCGCUGGGUCCUGAGCUUUCUUCGCAUUGCGUACAUCCUCCCCGCUAAUGAGAGUUUCGGGCCCCUGCAGAUAUCCUGGGAAGGACAGUGAAAGACUCUUUAAGUUCAUGGUGAUCUUCAUCAUGGUUUUGUGCCUUCCUGUUUGGAAUGUUCAAUCUCUACUCAAUAAACCCGGGAGCCAAGAAGAAUAA